Nerophis ophidion (straightnose pipefish) is the source of this 1257-nucleotide messenger RNA. It is a transcript of the gene aph1b, whose product is annotated as APH1B gamma secretase subunit. Gene Ontology annotation, molecular function: protein-macromolecule adaptor activity. Lineage: Eukaryota; Metazoa; Chordata; Actinopteri; Syngnathiformes; Syngnathidae. Gene Ontology annotation, cellular component: membrane; endoplasmic reticulum; gamma-secretase complex. The transcript is spliced from 6 exons. The record is from RefSeq and is a predicted model, not a curated record. Bases 190 to 966 code for a protein of 258 amino acids. Gene Ontology annotation, biological process: positive regulation of catalytic activity; Notch receptor processing; Notch signaling pathway.
AACCACAUAAGAAGAAGAGGAGCUGGUGAGACAGGCGGAAGUAGGAGCACUUCUCAUUUCAGCGAGCGGAUGAUCAGUUAGUAUUAAUCAUUUAAAUAAACAAUCACAUUCAUCAAUCGUAUAGAAAAAAACUUGACAAAGCGCUCCGUGUUGCGCGGCUUCCUGCACGUUGAGCAAGAUUUUGCCAAAAUGACGGCGCCGGUGUUUUUUGGCUGUACUUUCAUUGCCUUCGGCCCUGCGAUUGCUCUGUUCCUGUUUACCAUCGCCCGGGAACCUCUGCGGGUCAUCUUCCUCAUAGCUGGAGCAUUUUUCUGGCUAGUUUCUCUCCUGCUGUCUUCUCUGGUUUGGUUCAUCUCCUUUCAGAUCAGUAAUAAGGACAGUGAAGCACAGCAGAAAGGUCUUCUCAUCUUUGGUGUGGUGCUGUCUGUCUUACUGCAGGAGACCUUCCGUUUUGGUUACUAUAAACUGCUGAAGAAAGCAAAUGAAGGGCUUCUCACCCUCAGUCAGGAGGAGACCAUGCCCAUCUCCAUAAGACAACUGGCCUAUGUGUCCGGCCUUGGCUUUGGAUUUAUGAGUGGAGCAUUUUCUGUGGUGAACAUUCUGGCUGACUCUGUUGGCCCCGGCACUGUUGGGAUUCAUGGAGAUUCACAACACUACUUCUUGUCUUCAGCAUUUAUGACGAUGGCCAUCAUCCUCCUGCACAUGUUCUGGGGGGUCAUUUUCUUUGACGCCUGCGAAAAGAAGCGCUGGUGGGCAGUGGCUGCUGUUGUCAUCAGCCAUUUGCUUGUUUCCUGUCUGACUUUACAGAAUCCACAGUACGUGGGCAGCCUGGUUCCCACCUACAUCAUCUUGUUCCUAAUGGGCAUGUGGGCCUUUUACGCUGCUGGUGGGUCGCUCAGGAACCUCAAACUUUGCCUCACCUGCAAGGACAAAGACUUCCUGCUCGCCAACCACCGGCCCAGAUAACGCAACACACACUCCAGAGAGCAUGCAGGACUCUACAUACAAAGAUAACUAACAGAUCCACACACACACAAACACACACAACCCCACAAGAGAGUAGAAUUUUGACAGCUGAGGGUAUUUUAUUGUUUUAAAAAAGGUAUGGUAAAAGCAGUGAAUGAGGUUUGUGGAACAAAUUUAACAUUUUGAUGUAGUUUCACAUCCAACUGUAGAUGAAGUUUGAUUUGUGUUUUUUCAUUUAUACGACAACAUUUGCCACCGUGGAUAAAUAUAAAAUAACCUUGAUGCAUGCUG